This is a messenger RNA of Halteromyces radiatus, 1724 nucleotides long. RefSeq names its product FAD/NAD-P-binding domain-containing protein. Bases 1 to 1641 code for a protein of 546 amino acids. Lineage: Eukaryota; Fungi; Mucoromycota; Mucoromycetes; Mucorales; Cunninghamellaceae. The record is from RefSeq and is a predicted model, not a curated record. The transcript has 4 exons.
AUGGAUAAACAUUUGGAAAAUCUUUGGGACGUGAUCAUUGUUGGUGGAGGUAAUGCAGGAUAUUCAGCUGCUUUGAGUGCUAAAGAAAAUGGUGCUAAACGUGUGCUUAUCGUUGAAAAGUCAAAUAAAAUCAAUGAUUAUCGUGGUGGAAACAGUUUUUUCACAGCUGGCGCUUUUCGAACUGUAUUCGAUGGUUUACAAGACUUGCGACCAAUUCUACAUGAACUUAAUGAUGAAACAGCUUCCUUGAUCGAUAUGGAUCCUUAUACUUCUCAAGAGUUUUAUAAUGAUGUUAUGCGGGUGACAUCGGGUCGUGCUGAUCCUGCAUUGACAGAACUGCUGGUAUCGUCAAGUCGGUCUACUAUUACAUGGCUUGCUCAACUUGGUAUUCGAUUUCGUCUAAGCUUUCACCGACAAGCUUACAAAGUGCAAGGAAGAUACAAGUUCUGGGGUGGGAUGGUUUUAUCCACAGUUAACGGAGGAAAAGGUUUAAUGGAUCAAUGGGAACAAGCUGCAACGCGUCAAGGCAUUCACAUUCAAUAUGGAACUCAAUGCAUUGGUUUGGUAUGUGAACCUAAUCAUAUGAGGGUCUGUGGUGUUCAAGUGCUCGUUCAAAGCAAGUCCUCUUCUUCUUCUUCUUUUCUUCAUGUUCUACGGUGCAAUGGUGGUGUAGUGUUAGCUUGUGGUGGGUUUGAAGCCAAUGCUUCUUUACGUGCUCAGUAUCUUGGUCCUCAAUGGGAAUUAGCUCAUGUUCGUGGUACACCAUACAAUACAGGCGACGGUCUAGUGAUGGCUCAGAGGGAUUGUCAAGCAGCAACGACAGGUGGUUGGAGUUCAUGCCAUUCAACUUGUUGGGAUCUCAAUACAUCACCUUAUCGUGGGAAUCAAACACUGACCAAUCAGUUUACGAAAAGUGGAUAUCCUUUGGGUUUGAUGAUCAAUAGUGAUGGUGUUCGAUUUGUAGAUGAAGGAAUGGAUUUUCGAAAUUAUACUUACGCUUUCUUUGGCAAGGAAAUUCUUAAGCAACCUGGUGGUGUGGCAUAUCAAAUAUAUGAUAACAAGGUAGCGCAUUGGUUACGAAAAGAAGAAUACGAUGAUUCUGUAGUACAGAAAGUAGUGGCUGACACUCUAGAGGAACUGGCAGAAAAGUUGACAAUGGCAGAAGACAUCAAUGGAAAUAAGAAGAAAGGCGCGUUACGCAACCAACAGCAGUUUUUACAAACCAUCCGACAAUACAACGAAUGUGUCUAUGCUCAUCGAUCAUGUGCUCCUCAUCUUGUUUGGGAUCCAGCAAUCAAGGACGGUUUAUCUACUCAAUCUCCAGACAAAUCACUCUCUAUUCCAAAAUCCAAUUGGGCACUACCAAUUGAUGAAGCUCCAUAUAUUGCUGUCAAGGUGACUACUGGUAUUACUUUUACAUUUGGCGGUCUUUCGGUGGAACCUCAGUCAUCUAGUGUGCUUAAUACAAGUGGUAUUCCUAUUGAUGGUUUAUUUGCAUGUGGUGAAAUGGUAGGAGGUGUCUUUUAUGAAAAUUAUCCUGGUGGAAGUGGAUUGAUGCUUGGAUCUAUCACUGGAAGGAAUGCUGGAUCAUCUGCUGCUCGUGCCAGCUUCAAAAAACAAGAACAUAUUGGCAAAUUAUAGUGAAUAAUUUACUGGAAUAGGAUAGUUUUUUUAUUUUUUAUUUUAUUUUUUAUGAUUGAUUAGUAGUAUAAUAUGUCAAUAGG